This is a messenger RNA of Aspergillus terreus NIH2624, 3087 nucleotides long. RefSeq names its product rRNA-processing protein UTP21. Lineage: Eukaryota; Fungi; Ascomycota; Eurotiomycetes; Eurotiales; Aspergillaceae. The transcript is spliced from 5 exons. The record is from RefSeq and is a predicted model, not a curated record. Gene Ontology annotation, molecular function: protein binding. Gene Ontology annotation, biological process: rRNA processing. Bases 1 to 3087 code for a protein of 1028 amino acids. Gene Ontology annotation, cellular component: small-subunit processome; Pwp2p-containing subcomplex of 90S preribosome.
AUGCCAUCACUCAAUGACGAUGGCUUCGAUAUGCCUCUUGCAAAGAGGCAGAAAACGAUAGGGAUUCAAGGCCUUCAACAACAACAGAAGCUAUCGGGAUCUAGAAUUUUUUCUCCGUUCCGGACUUUGGGACUGGUGUCACCAACCUCCGUACCCUUCACGACGGUUCGUUUGGGUAAAGCUACCUUCCAAAUCACAACCUCCGUGGGCCGCUCUCUACAGACAUAUGAUUUGAGACGUGGUCUGAACCUGGUGUUCAUCUCCAGGCCCGAGACUCCGGAGAUAAUAACCGCUACUUUCGCGUGGCAGGAUAAAGUCUUUGCGGCAUGGGGUAACGUGCGACCCGGUUCUUCUGGCGGCGUCUGGGUUUUCAAGCGCGGUAAGAAAAUCGCGUCUCUGGAAACCCCCGAGGUCGUCGAUGAGCCCAUUGAUCGGAUCCUUGUGUUUGGCUCCUGGGUUGUGGGAUGUACCAGGAAUCGCAUCCAAGUGUGGAAAAAUGCAUCUUACGAGCACUACACGACUCUAAUUCCCCCCCGAGGCGGCGACGCGACGGUCGAGCAGAUUUACACGGGGCAGAUAUGCAACAUGCCGACGUAUCUCAACAAGAUUUUUGUGGGGCGGUAUGAUGGCAACGUUGACAUAUGGAAUGUGAAGACCGGCAAGAUGAUCUGUACGAUCCCGCCGAUGCUGCCAGGAGCUGGUGCGGUGACUGCGAUUCAGCCAUGUCCUGUUUUAUCUCUCAUCACAAUUGCCGACAAGAGUGGUUCGCUGUCCAUUCGCAACAUCGAGACCGGCGAAGUCGUUUUGUCGUUGCGACCGGGAUCGUCCCAGUCUGAGCCUGUCACUUCAGUGACUUUCAGAACCGACGACCUGGGCGCUGGCGAAGAUGGACGAACCCCAGGCGUCAUGGCUACGGCGUGCCGGAACAGCGGUGAUGUCACUAUGUGGGAUUUGAACAACGGGGGAAAGGUGGUGGGCAUCCUUCGCGGCGCCCAUCGGGCGAUUGGAGAUGCAACUGGGUCAGGUGUGAACCAUGUCGAAUUCUUAGACGGCCAACCCGUUCUGGUCUCAUCAGGUUCGGAUAAUGCUCUGAGAACAUGGAUCUUCGACGAGGUUCCGUUUUCACCCAUUCCGCGACCACUUCAUUCAAGACGUGGUCACGCGGACGCUGUAACUACACUUGGGUUCCUACCUUCGGCAUCUGAUGGUUCGGAAUUCGGUGGCAAGUGGCUGCUUAGCGCUAGCAAAGACUCCAGUCUCUGGGGUUUUAGUGUGCGAAAGGACAGUCAAAACACAGAGCUCUCCCAAGGAUCCGUGGAACAUAAAGCAAAAAAGCUGGUUGGAUCCGGCGAUAUGAAGACGAUGCAGGGUCUCAAAGCUCCCGCAAUCACCUGCAUUGCUUGUUCGCUGAACCGGGACGGGGGCAUGGGUGUUGCAACCUCGGGUUCUGUGUGGACGAACCCAAAAGCAACCAACGCAGAUGCUUCUAAUAAGACGGGCUGGGAGAGUAUUGUAACUGGCCAUCGUGGCGAUAAGUAUGCCAGGACUUGGUUCUGGGGAAAAAAGAAAGCCGGACGUUGGGCAUUCGAAACUGGCGACAAAACUGAAGUGAAGACCGUCGCUAUAUCACAAUGCGGAACGUUCGCCCUAAUUGGCUCUGCGGGUGGUAGCAUCGACAUGUUCAACUUGCAGUCUGGGGCUCAUCGCCAGAGCUUCCCAGGCAAAAGCCACAAAAAGAAAGGCUCCGUCCCAUCCGCCUUGCUGAAGGAUGAGAAUCCUGGACAUACGAAAGCAGUCACUGGGCUGAUGGUCGACAGUCUGAACCAGACUGUCAUAAGUUGUGGCUUGGAUGGAAAGGUUAAGUUUUGGGAUUUUGUCUCUGGACGCCUGGUUGAUGAGCUUGACUGGUGGCCGAUGACAUCUGUUACUGGACUUCGGUAUAACAGUACGAGCGAACUGGUGGCCUUCAGUUGCGACGACCUUUCAAUCCGCGUGGUUGACAUUGAGACAAGAAAGGUCGUGCGUGAAUUCUGGGGCUGUGUCGGUCAAGUCAAUGACUUCGCUUUCUCUUCUGAUGGGCGAUGGAUCAUUGCCGCUUCGAUGGAUUCUAUAAUUCGAGUAUGGGAUCUGCCGACGGGGCAUCUUAUUGACCUUUUCCGCAUCCCCAGUACAUGUACCGCGUUGGCCAUGUCUUCUACGGGUGAGUUCCUAGCUACUGCUCAUGCGGACGGCUUGGGAAUCAGUCUCUGGUCUAACCGGAGUUUGUUCACCCCCGUGUCAACCCGGAAUCUUGAAGAAAGCGAGGUUUCAGAGGCCGCAGCCCCUACUAUAUCUGGGGAAGGGGCUGUAGGAGCCAUUGAGGCUGCUUUUACAGAGAAUCAGGAUCAACACGAGGCGGAGGGACCUGUUCUGACAACGGAACAACUGAGCCGGGACAUGGUAACACUCAGUGUUGUUCCCAAAAGCAAGUGGCAGACAUUACUUCAUUUGGAUCUGAUCAAGGAACGCAACAAGCCAAAAGAUGCUCCCAAGGCUCCUGAAAAGGCUCCUUUCUUUCUUCCUGCUGCCACUGGGGCCAAAGUUUCUGAUGAUAUCGAUCUGGGUGCUCUAGCUGAUGCGACAGCCGCUGAGCGCUCUCGAGUUGCCAAGUUGCAGCGUGAUGCCAACGGCGACGUUGCAUCGUCUCGAUUUGCCCAGCUUCUAGACGCUGGUGAUAUGUCGGGUGACUUCACGCCUUUUGUCGAACAUCUCAAGUCACUGUCUCCAGCUAAAGCCGAUCUUGAAAUCAGAUCUCUCAAUCCCAAAGCACGAGGGGGCCGUUCUGAAAUGUCGGCUUUUAUUCGUGCACUUUCCAGCCGCCUCUUCUUGAAGAAGGAUUUCGAGCUUGUCAAUGCUUGGAUGGCAGUGCUUCUCAAUGUACAUGCUGACACUAUCGCACAAUGCGCUCAGUCCGACUCUGAUGACAGCAAAGUGUUAAGAGAAGCCCUUGUUGCUUGGAGUGAGGCCCAGAAACGGGAAGGAGAGCGUUUGGCAGGGAUGGUGGGUUAUUGUCGUGGAGUGGUCGGAUUCCUCAGGUCUUCUCGUUAG